UCUAUUCAAUUGAUAAUGUUGGAUUGUUCUCUUGUUCUUUUCAAGCCUUUUUCCUACUCCAUAUUUACAACUUUUUGCAAUUUUUUGUAACGUAUACUUUCAAAAAACACUAUUCAAUCUGGGCAUCCACUCAGCACAGUAUAUAUCACCAUAUACAGCAAAAAUAAAGAGAAAAUGAAACUUUCAAUUCAUCUCAUUCUUCUCUUUACUUUAAUAAUAUCUCAAGCUAUCAGCUCUAUACAGUCUGAACUUUUAAAUAAUGUCUCUCACGUAUUGAACGGUAUUUCAGACCAAAAAUCAGAUUCAACAACCCAUGCAGCAGACAAUAGCAACAAUAAUAUCAAUAGUAAUGCCAACGCAUCGCCUUCUGCAUCCCCUCAAACGCAAUCAUCUUCUCCUGCGACACCUUCUCCAGCACCACCUCCACCAUCAUCAUCAACCAGUGCAGUAUCGCCUGUAACUUCUUCAAAACCGGAGCCAUCGCCUGUAUCAUCUACGACCCCAUCUUCUGCGGAGAAGCCUCAAAUUGUUUCUACCACACCUCAAAAUUCACCUGAGCCCAACACAGAUAAAGGAUCAAGCACACAUGCAUCGAAUAAUAAUCCUUCAACUGCUAAUACACAUACUUCUUCUAAUGAUAAGCCAGUGACGCCUAAUAAUGAAAAUACGCAUACAUCGAAUUCCCCAUCUCCAGCUGUGUCAUCUUCUUCCUCUUCAUCACCUACAAAUCUAUCAAGCGCUAGCUCUAAAUCUAAAAGUAACAAAAGCUCUACAAUAUCGGAAGACACAACAGCAGCAACCGAUACAAACGUCCCUUCCGCUACUAAUAAUGUUAACCGUUCAGUAUCAGCGAGCAAUAACAGUAGUCCCUCUGGAAAUAAGACAAGUGUGAUUGUAGGUGCAGUUGUUGGGAGUAUCUGUAAGUAGGGAAAGAUAUAUACUUAAAAACAUCGUUGUGUUAUUCCUAACUCCCUAUUUACGGAAAUCUUACUUUUAUAAUCUUGAACUCCUCCUUACGGCUUAAAAUCAGUUGGAAUUGCUUUGAUUGGUGGU
Molecule: messenger RNA, 1053 nt
Organism: Mycotypha africana
Lineage: Eukaryota; Fungi; Mucoromycota; Mucoromycetes; Mucorales; Mycotyphaceae
Exons: 1
Coding region: 175-927 (250 amino acids)
Source: RefSeq, a predicted model, not a curated record